Molecule: messenger RNA, 1518 nt
Organism: Phycodurus eques (leafy seadragon)
Lineage: Eukaryota; Metazoa; Chordata; Actinopteri; Syngnathiformes; Syngnathidae
Gene: mrpl12
Product: mitochondrial ribosomal protein L12
Exons: 4
Coding region: 29-775 (248 amino acids)
Biological process (GO): translation; mitochondrial transcription
Cellular component (GO): mitochondrial large ribosomal subunit; ribosome
Molecular function (GO): structural constituent of ribosome
Source: RefSeq, a predicted model, not a curated record
AGCGGUCACCCGUAGUUGUUCGCAAUGCAUGACGGGUAGGUCAGCCUCAUUGAGGAGGGCGCCAUGUGCUUUUGAGGCUCAGCCGCUUGUAGAAAACAGCGACUCGAUUACCAGCAACGAGGCCGCCUAUCGAAGGGCAACAGCGGGACUCGAGGACCCCGGAGCACCGCUCAGCAUGCUCUGCGCCAGACGCUGCCUCCGAACGGCGCUGCGGGCCGCGGCGAGCCUCCAGCGGCAACAGCUCGAGCAGCAGCAGACGGCGGCGCGGCGCGCGCUUCGACUCCUCCGGACGAGCGCCGCCGUGCGCUCGGACGCCCUCGUCGUGCCGCCGCUGGACGGCGCCCCCAAACGGUACUCGCCCAAAAUCCAGCAGCUCGUCAGCGACAUAGCCAGCCUCACCUUGUUAGAAGUGUCGGACCUCAACGAGCUCCUUAAGAAAACGUUGAACAUCAAGGAUGCGGGAACGAUGCCGAUGGGGACGAUGGCGGCAUCAGCUGCUCCCGGACCUCAGGCCGCGGAAGAGGAGGCGCCGGUGAAGAAAGAGAAGACUCACUUCACCGUCAAGCUGACGGACGUCAACGCGGCCGAGAAGGUGAAACUGAUCAAGGAGGUGAAGAACUGCAUCCAAGGCUUGAACCUGGUGCAGGUAGGUCCCAAACUCUCAGAGUGCCAACCUGCUGCGCUGCUUGCACGUGUGCACCGCAAACUCCACAGGACAACAAGCGCCAACAAUUCUCGAUUCCAGCAGAAUUUUAGAAAAUAUUCAUUUCGGUGAGCAUCAGAGGAUGAAUGUGUGCACCUUUUCUUCUGCCUUUUUUAUUAGAAAUACAUUUUCAAAGUGUGGUUAACUUAUUUUUACACCUGCAUUGUUGUUAUUGUUUUUAAACUAACACAUCUUAUUGUACACUUGUAUGACAGCUAAGAACAUUCCCACAUGAUAGGAUGCCACUUAUGAGUGUUAGGGUUAUAGGGUUGUUAGGGCUUGUAUGUAGUGCUGCAACUAACAAUUAUUUAAAAAUCAGUUAAUCUGUUAUCUUUUAAACUAGUGAGUCGGAUACAGAACUUUUUUAAUUUCUAUCCUUAAAUAAAAAAAAACAACAAUUUCAAAUUGACGGUGCGGAAAUUGCACAAACAUAAAUUGGUUAUGAUUCAGUUCCUGGUUUGAUUCGUAAAGUCAGAAAAUUGGCAAACAUAUCGGUCGUUGUUUUCCAAAGUAAAAGCAGAUGUUUGCAAAUGUCUUAUUUUGAUUCAACACAAAACUCAUUAGUCUGCUUUCAUGGAGGACAAGAGAAAUGGGAGAACAUUUAUUCGUUCGUACAUUUUGAGUUAGUCUGCAAACAAUCGAUUCUCACACUAGUUGUCAAUUUAGCUCUACUUGUCUGGCAGUCCAAAAGAGCGCUUUACUGUUUUUAUGCUUUAACGCCGUUGACCUUAUUUUUGCUUGUUAUGAGAAUUCAAAAUGAAGUGAAAUAAAGGCCAUCUUUUUUGUGUCUUAUGAAGGCCGCAGUUUGACCCUGA